Messenger RNA from Caenorhabditis elegans, 1218 nucleotides. The record is from the annotation of a RefSeq genome assembly. Lineage: Eukaryota; Metazoa; Nematoda; Chromadorea; Rhabditida; Rhabditidae.
AUGCCAGCUCCAUUGUAUUUAUCCGGUCCUUGUGUGAUAUGUGAUCAACCAUCUCAUGGCCGUCAUUUUGGAGUGCUCAGCUGCAGAGCAUGUGCCGCUUUUUUCAGAAGAGCCUUGAGGCGCAGUGCGAAAUCGCAGGACAUGGUGUGUGAACGAGAAAAUUGUUCGUUGGAGGAUGGAAUACAAUAUUGUAAAAUUUGCCGAUUGAAAAAGUGCUUCAACGCUGGGAUGGAUCCUAAUAAAUUCCAAACUAGCCGUGAUCUCAUUUCCUCCUCAUCACAAAGUUCCGAUUUACCCAGUGUCAGCCCUUCACAGAGCCUGGCAAGCAUCCUCGGGCGGCCUGAACUAAUUCUGUUUUGCAGUCUGGAUAGAGCAUCUCCGUCAAGAAUGAUUGUCGAUGUCUCUUAUCUCAUUGAUAAAGCGGUUAACAUUUUUGAAACCCCAUCGUAUCUUCCGUCUUCUUGCCAAUUUGAAAACAGUUUGGAGAAGAUGACUUUUAAAGUGGAGGAAUUGAAUUCAAAACGAAAAAUUCCCAAUAUACAGUUCCAAACAUCUAUCAUCAAAUCAGUGGUAACACAAUUCUGGGAGGAUUCGUUCUUGAAAACUGCUCAGUGGUUCUCGACGUGUGCAGAAUUUCGAGAACUGAACAUGAAAAUCAAAACUGACAUACUCAAAUCCGCGUGGGGCCUCUGGAUCCGUCUGGAAAAAAUGUCUGAAACUUCGGCGCAACGGAGGAAAUAAAACUUUGGCACCGAUGUAUUAAUGGUCGGCGAGGGGAAGUGUAUGAAUAUUAAUGAUUUCGACGUUGAUAUUUCCUUCUGCACACACCACUCAAUGGAUCAGUUGAAGCCAUUUCUCCUUGCCGGGAUCAGUAGUUGGACGGCUAUUAUAGAUGCUCUGAUUCUAUUGGUACCAACAAAUGUUGAGCUCAACUACAUGUUUAUUCAACUGUGCUUAAAGCCUAUGCUAAGAAAAGUUGAAGGCCAGGACCUGGAAAUCAUUGAAAAAAUACUUCAAGUUCAAGCAGACAAUCUCCAUAACUACUACAUGAACAGAAUGCGAACCCCUCACUAUUCGGACCGCUUGACGAAAAUGAUGAAAAUUGUUCGAUUGCUGGAAGCCCACAUUCGGGAGCUGAAAGAAAAAGCUCACAUUGCAAAAGUGUUUGACGUAUUUUCAAUCGAGUUCUCGCAUCCGGAAAUGUUUGAAUACUUUUAA